Molecule: messenger RNA, 1710 nt
Organism: Papilio polytes (common Mormon)
Lineage: Eukaryota; Metazoa; Arthropoda; Insecta; Lepidoptera; Papilionidae
Gene: asun
Product: protein asunder
Biological process (GO): regulation of mitotic cell cycle; centrosome localization
Cellular component (GO): integrator complex
Source: RefSeq, a predicted model, not a curated record
GUCAAAGUCGACAAAUGUCAAAUAUCAUGUUUACAUUUGGUUCUUUGCGUGAUUUAAGUUUGAUUUGAAGAUAUUUACCGAGAAGCUGUAUAGAUAUAGAAAAAUAAUUGCAAUGCAAUGUUUCCAACUAAUCAUAAAACAAUAUUCGUCUUAGAUCACACUCCUUAUUUUGGGAUUUCUUCAGAUUUUCCAAUAGAAUUUGAUGUUUCUAAAACUCGAGGUCCGGGAUAUGUUCCUUUACCGCCAGUUUGUAAGUCUUUAUGGACUUGCAGUGUAGAAGCGGCUGUUGAAUAUUGCAGGAUUGUGUGGGACCUAUUUCCAGAAGGGAAAUUGAUCCGGUUUAUAGUCAGUGAUUCAACAGCACAUUUACUGAACACUUGGGCUGUAGCACAACAAAAUUUGACACAUAUUCUAAAUGGACUUUGUCUUGUUGGUCCGGUGCGUCGUGGAGCGGGUGGCGAUGUUGUGGGACUGUGUGCCGCUAUUGAAGCACUGGGGGAACCCUCGCCCACACAGUCUUCACGGCCCAAUACUGAGAGACUUUUCCAAAAUAGGGGCCGCAUUAUUUGCAUUACAAGUGCAAGGGAUGACGACUCAAUAAGGAGCCUGGCGGAAAUAGCACUCAAUGCCUUAGUGCAACAGAACAAAAAGUUAUCUAUGGUCCCACCCACUACUAGUACUGAUACAAAUGCUAAUACACAAUCAUUGGUGAUUCACUAUUGUCAUUUGGUCAUAGUAAAUGUGACGCCUGAAAAGAUUGAAACGAGAGUUAAUAACCAACCACUUACAGAGAUGGGCGGUGGUCUAAUGGGAGUGGAGGUGAUAGUGUCAAGAGCAAGCACUCUGGCAAACUUGCUCGGCCGCUUGGUGUUGCCACACUACAAGCUGGCAACAACCACCGUUACUGGCAUCCCUAUGAAGGAAGAACAAAACGCGAGUUCAAGCGCCAACUACGACGUGGAGAUCAUUCACUCGUCGGAGGCGCACGCAGGGCUGCGCGCGGCGCAGACUGCCGCUGAGGCACUGGAAUCUGUGGUGCUGCGGUGGUGGACGCCGCGCGGCGCGGAGGGCGGGGCGAGCGGCUGCAGCGGUCAGCCGGCGGACGUGGCGUCACGCCCCUCUGCCUGCCUCGUCAACUUCCUGCUCAACGGACGCUCCGUCACGCUCGAGGUGCCGCGCAAGGGCGGCGGGCGCUCCGCGUCGCACGUGCUGGCGGCCCAGGGCGGCGAGCUGUGGAUAGGCGCCCUGGGCGGACGCACACCCUACGACGACCCGCCCGCACUCUCGGAGGGCGCAGGCGGACGUGUCACCGACUAUAGGAUAAAGGAGUUCGGCAGCGUGAUGCAGCAGAACAAGGUGGUGCCGCUGCGGGGCGCAGGCGGCAACGGGCGCGCGCGCGCUCGACUGCAGCGACACACCACGUACUGGCCGCUCACCAUCUCAUCCACUAUUAUUUUUAACUUGGGCCCUGUGGUGGAGCCGCUGAGCCGGCUGGUGGUGCAGGAGACGCUUCCCCCCGCCAAAGGGGAAUUUAAUUUUGCAACGGCAAAUCAAACAGCAUUAGACGUGCACGAACGAAAAGGAAAAGUGACGCCUGAUAAUGAAAAAUUAAAUAUAAACAAGAUAAAAAGGAUUGGGUGCAUCUGGUCCGGAUACGAGGCGGCGAGGCUCGUCCCCUCCCCUUCCACACCCCCCGCACUGCUCCCCUGA